CUUUUCUCGUCCCCAAUUCAUGUCACUUUUCAGCGCGGCUUGCCGUGCGAGGCCUUGUCCACUUCGCACUGCGACGUUCCGCUCUUUCUCACAUUCACCCCGGAGUCUCUUACGCGUCCCGCCGAGAACACAUUCAUCUCCCUUGGCGCACUCUCCGCUGUCGAUAAUAUUAGCGCAAUCGAGACAUUUAUCGUUGGGCUCCGUGUUCUCCAGGCAGAAGUCGUCGCCAUCGCCAUCACCUCAUGUCGUGGUUGAAAUAUCGAAGUUGGAGGCCGAGGCGGACGUCAACCGCCAUGAUGUCACGAAACAGAUGACUCUAUUUCAGGCAUUAGUAUCUACCAAAAUGAAACCCUCUUACGAGGUGGUCAUCAGCCGGUGGGAGAAGAUGUGUGAAUUCGACCCAACAUCACCUGUACUGCACUCUGGAGAAGCGUUCCGGCUAUAUCUGACUUGUCUCGUCAACACGGGGCAAGCUGCCUCGGUUUUCCCUGCCAUUCGACGACGAGAUGCACUUCUCUCCGCCAAUCCUGUCCCUGCGCCAGCGCCUACUUCCCCGGCGGAAUCAGCCAAAGAUAGCUCAGAUGCAACGGAAACUGCUUCAGACUCGAAAACGCCAUCGCCGCUCCUCUCUGAGAGUCAACUCAUUGGCCAAUCUGUUCUCGCUAGCGCCGGACAGCCUGGAGCGAGCGACACGUUUUCUCAUCGGUUAUCCGCGGUGCUGGAUUCGCGAGGAGCUAGCGUUGGUACAGAACCCAUCCCAGUCGUUAUCCAACAGAGUAAGCUGGCGCCCACAAAUGGCCAACCGCCUUCUGACAUCUUACAGACAAAUCCUGGGGUCAAUCACUGGUUCGGUAUAUUCUCGGCCUGGCAGUAGGCUCGUUCUUUUUCCUGGUUGUCUUGUCUGUCUUCUUCGAAAACACUGGGCUCAUGAAAGCCGGGCCCUCCAAGGCGCAGUUCGAACCUGCAGAAGGCAAAGGAGUCAAGUUUAGUGAUGUUCACGGUGUGGACGAGGCGAAGGAGGAGCUGCAAGAUGUGGUCGAGUUCCUCAAGGACCCCGCUUCGUUCGCAACAUUGGGUGGUAAAUUGACGAAGGGCGUGUUGUUGACUGGUCCUCCCGGUACCGGAAAAACAAUGUUAGCGCGAGCAGUCGCUGGGGAAGCCGGUGUUCCUUUCUUCUUUGCCUCCGGGUCUGAUUUCGAGGAAAUGUUUGUCGGCGUUGGCGCUAAACGUGUGAGGGAGCUUUUUGAAGCUGCUCGCAAGAAGGAGCGCGCCAUCAUCUUUAUCGAUGAGCUGGAUGCCGUUGGUGGGAAGCGGAGCAGCAAGGAUCAGCAGUACAUGAAACAGACCUUGAAUCAGCUUCUUGUGGAAAUGGAUGGAUUCCAACAGGCUGAGGGCAUCAUCGUCAUCGCUGCCACCAACUUCCCGCAGAGUCUCGAUCAAGCUCUAGUGCGACCAGGCCGUUUUGACAGAAUUAUUGCUGUCCCAUUACCGGACAUCCGUGGAAGAGCUCAGAUUCUCAAGCAUCACAUGAAAAAUGUGAUAACGGGCCAAGAUGUAGAUACCAAAGUUCUUGCCCGCGGAACCUCCGGAUUUUCUGGCGCGGAUCUUCAGAACAUGGUCAAUCAAGCUGCCAUCCAGGCUUCCAAGGAACGUGCUAAAGAAGUUUCGCUCAAACACUUUGAAUGGGCGAAGGACCGAAUUCUCAUGGGGGCGGAAGGCAAGAGUCGAUACAUCGAUCCCAAGAAUAAGUUGGCUACUGCCUAUCACGAGGGCGGACAUGCUCUCGUGGCACUGUAUACCGAGGGAGCGAUGCCAUUGCACAAGGUCACAUGUCUUCCUCGAGGCCAUGCGUUGGGCUAUACAGCAUUCCUUCCCGAAGAAGAUCGAACGUCGGUCAGCUUCCAGCAAUAUCUCGCGUCAAUCGAUGUCUCCAUGGGUGGACGAGUGGCCGAAGAAAUAAUAUAUGGCGAGCAGAACAUCACCAGUGGCGCCAGCUCUGACAUCAGAAAUGCCACGGACACCGCACGGUCCAUGGUCACUCAAUGGGGUUUCUCAAAAUUGGGGCCAGUGUACUAUGAUCCGCGAGAUGGUACUCUCAGCAGUAAAUUGAAGGACGAGAUCGAAGAAGAAGUGACCAACCUCAUCAAAGGCGGCCGAACCCGGGCGACUACGAUUCUGACUACGCGGCUAGACGAGCUUCAUCGGUUGGCCCACGCCCUUGUCGAACACGAGACUCUGGACUCGGACGAGGUGAAGCGAGUCAUCCGCGGCGAACCUAUCCGGAACAUAACCCAGGUCCUCGAGGAGGAGCUCUCUCGUCCAAAUGAGAGCGACUGAGUCGACUGGGUUUUUGGGGAGUGCUUUGGGGCAAUUGUACACUAGACCGACACUGCUUAAUCAAUCAUACUUAUCCUGGUCACAAA
Messenger RNA from Mycena citricolor, 2423 nucleotides. The record is from the annotation of a GenBank genome assembly. NCBI's taxonomy places the organism in Eukaryota, Fungi, Basidiomycota, Agaricomycetes, Agaricales, Mycenaceae.